AUGGUCGACUGGUCGGGACUCAAAGUCGUCGACCUCAAAGCAGAGCUCAAGAGUCGCGGUCUGCCCUAUGCUGGCCUCAAGGCAGAGCUAGUUGCGCGACUGGAGGCUGCCGACAAAGAAGCUGCGCAGGAGGGAGGCGAGAACCCACCAGAAGAGCCCAAUGAACCGGCAGCUGUCGAAGAAGACAAUGUCGAAGCCGCACAGCCCUCUCCCGCGAAGGAACCUACUCCAGCGCUCGAGCAAACGGCCGAUGACGGCCAAGAAGCCAAGCCUGCGCAGCCAACCGAGGAUCGCAUUGCUUCUCCAGCUCCAGCUCCAGCUCCAGCUGAGCCUGAGCCUAAGCCUGAGCCAGCUGAGCCAAUUGCUGAGAACCCCCCUGAAGCCCCAGAAGGCGAUGCUGGCCAGGGUCAACCCACACAAGAAUCCACACAAGAGCCCUCACAGGUUCCCACCGCAGAGGCUUCUAUCGAACCGACGCCGGAAGCUCAGAAGCGCAAGCGACGUUCUCACAGCCCGCUUCCCACCGAAGAAGACAUUGCACUAAAACGUGCACGCGUCGAUAGCACCACACACGAAGAUAAUGCCCCCAUCGCAGACAAACCGAAUGAGGCGGAUAUUGACAUGACGAGUGCUUCGCACGAAGAACAGCCCUCUGCCAUGGAAGACGUUCAGCCCGUCGAGACGGAGAGAAGCGUGGAGCCGGCACAGCACUUCCCUACUACCGCAAUAUACAUUAGCAAUCUGAUGCGCCCAUUGCGCCCCGAUGAUCUGCAGAACCAUCUCGUCAGCCUUGCAGCCACGAAUGAUUCUGACGCCGCAAAGGACCCCAUUGCAAGAUUUUACCUAGAUCAGAUCCGUACUCAUGCCUUUGUCGCCUUUGACUCGGUGGCCACCGCCCAACGAGUUCGCAAAGCACUGCACGACACCGUCUGGCCGAAUGAGAGCAACCGCAAGGCGCUGUCGGUAGACUUUAUUCCCUCCGAAAAAGUCGACGAAUGGAUCGAGACGGAAGAGGCUGGCGGUAGACGGUCGUCGAUUCGUUGGCAGGUGGUAUAUACGGAUGGGCCUGAUGUCCAAGCCUCUUUGGUGGAAUCUACAUUUGCGUCGAGAGCGGGACAACCAGAACAGCCUGCUGCUGCUAGACCGCCGCUGCCCCAGUUUGGGCCUGGAAGUUCCAAUGCUAUGCCCAUUGGUCCUCGGGCGCAACGUGGCCGCGACCAGUAUCGUGAGGAUGAGGGAGAGGGGGAUCGCUCUCGAGGAAGGGAUGUUGAGGGUGAUCGCAGCCGACAGACCAAAGCCCGUCCUCACAUUCCAUAUCAGGCGGUAGCCGAAAGUGUUGCCCGCCGCCGUCUGGACAACAUAUCAGUCUACAGCAAUGAGGACCCGAGUCCUGGUUUCAACUCCAACCGCUACUCCUUUGAAGGCGGCGACAACUUCGUGGAUCGCGGCAGGGAGAUUUUCGAAGGCAUUCGACCUCCCCAUCGUGAAGCUGAACGCCGUGGAGGACGUGGAAGCGGCCCUCGGCAACGAAGAGGAACGCCGCCUUUCCGGUCCCGAGGCGACCGAUAUGUCCCCAGCGGUCCAGGCCCCAGCCGACGCGCUGGUGGUGGGUAUCCUACGAGUAGCUGGGACUAA
Messenger RNA from Trichoderma breve, 1635 nucleotides. RefSeq names its product SAP domain-containing protein. The record is from RefSeq and is a predicted model, not a curated record. Bases 1 to 1635 code for a protein of 544 amino acids. Gene Ontology annotation, molecular function: nucleic acid binding. The transcript has 3 exons. NCBI's taxonomy places the organism in Eukaryota, Fungi, Ascomycota, Sordariomycetes, Hypocreales, Hypocreaceae.